Xenia sp. Carnegie-2017 is the source of this 2116-nucleotide messenger RNA. RefSeq lists its product as uncharacterized. The transcript is spliced from 7 exons. The record is from RefSeq and is a predicted model, not a curated record. NCBI's taxonomy places the organism in Eukaryota, Metazoa, Cnidaria, Anthozoa, Malacalcyonacea, Xeniidae. Gene Ontology annotation, molecular function: zinc ion binding; carbonate dehydratase activity. Bases 159 to 1874 code for a protein of 571 amino acids.
GGCCAUUUUUAAUUUUUUACUUUACCUAUGCUUUACCUGUUUGAUUUAUGGUUCAAUUUCUCGUAGAGCAUAUUUCAACCAGUGAUUUCAACUGAAGGCAAUCUUUAGCAAAACGUUAUGAGUUGAGUUGAUAAAAUUGGGUAGAAAUAAUUACAAUUAUGCGAUCCUGUAUCAUACUACUCUUGUAUUGGUUAAAUAUUGACUUAUUUAUGUUUAAGUCUGUAUUUUGUACUUUGUUGUACGAAGAUACGAAGAAAUGGGGUGAAAUAUGGACAUCCUGUGAUGGAGAGCACCAGAGUCCAAUUGAUAUAAUUGACAUAAAAGCAGUCACUCUUACUACGCCAUUGCAACUUAAUUUUAGCAAAGAAUUUUCGUCAUUAUAUGAGGUAACCCUUUUAAAUGAUGGGAAAGUGUUAAAACUUAAGCCUCCAGUAGACAUUAAUAUAUCUGUGUCAGGUGAUAUCAUUUAUGUUAGUGGAAAUUUCAAAUUGGUUGAAAUAAAUUUUCAUUGGGGCAUAAGAGGUAAAGGCUCAGAGCACAAAGUUAAUGGUGAAAGUGCAUCAUUGGAGAUUCAACUUGUAUUUUACAACUUCAAAUAUCAAAGUAUAAAGACUGCUAGCCUAAAGAAUGAUGGAUUAUUUAUAAUUUCAACACUGGUCGAUCUUUCAACAAGUGUUUCACGAAACACAUUUUGGAGAAAUGUCACCAAUCAGUCUUCUCUUGUGAGGAAACCUGGUCAAAAGACAAUGAUGCAUCUAGAAUUUGGAAAUUUCUUGCCUAAGAACAAAAAAGAUUUCUAUCUUUACAGGGGUUCAUUGACCACACCACCUUGUUUAAAAACUGUCACUUGGCUUGUUUUCAAAGAAAGACUCUUUAUAUCUGAGGAAUACCUAAACAGAUUUAAAGCAUUAGAAACUCAAAAUAGGAAAGGGAAUUUAACUCACUUAUCAUCUAAUAUAAGACCAGUACAACCCCUAGGAUCAAGGACAGUUCUGAAAACAUUUAAAUCUACGUCAUUGAAAGAUUUUCAAAACUUUGUUCAAGAGGUUGACCUUCAUGGAAGGAAAACGAUUACGAUGUUUCAAUUCUAUCCAUGCAAUAUCCCCUUGUCUCUUUCCUUGGCUGUUGUAAUACCAACUUUGGAUUUGUCAUGGAAGAGUAAAAAUUUGACAUCAGACGUUAUGGUGUCACUUGAUGAGAGCAGAAAAUAUAAUUUGUCAAUUGAAAUGCAUGACCAUCCAGAAGGAUUCUAUAAAGAUAACGUGCAUGUCAUUAUAAAACUGAAUGCCUACAGGUUUGAAAACUUUUAUCAUGUAAAUGAAGAUUGUUUGAAAGAUUUUUGCUCUUGGAAAAGUGAUGGAAAGAGCAAAACAUGCAUUCGAAAAAUGAUCAACACAGACGAAAAGUUCAUUUUCACGAUACAUCAAUCCUGUGAUGGCAUGUAUGAUAUCAUUUUAAAGUCUGGCAACCAUACACUCAUUUUUCAAAAGAUAAUGUCGCGUAAUAUGCGAGUUAAGGUCGAACCUAUCUCAAGCUUUGGUAACCAUGAGAUAAAGAAUGUUAUCCGUGACUGGUACUUACGCCUUAAUGCAAAAAAGACUAACAAUUACACAAGAGUUGAGCUUUUCCUUGAUUACAUUUCCCAUACAUCUCUUCGUAAUAAAAUCAUGGAUGCUGUAUUUGAUGAAGAAGUGAAAUGCAAAUCUUCAAAUGGUGCUCCAAACCAUUAUAAAUUGAUAAUUGGUGUCUUUGCUGGAUUGUUUGUCAUCUUUGCAAUCAUUUUAACAGUUUAUUUAGUGCGUAGGAACGCAAAGAAUAGGGUGGGAAAACAAAAUGCUUUAAUACAAGAUGAUGAACUAGACACUGCUGUUUAGCAAAACAACUUUUUUUACCAGUGUAAUCAUCGUUUUUACGUUAUUUACUUAUACGUAUUUAUAUUUAUAUUAUUCAAUUCACACCUCACAUAUCAUGACAUGUUUUAAAUGUUUCGAAAUGAACAUAUAGCACUGGUCAUGUCUCCAAGUUCAACUUCCUUUAAGACAAUUCCUACUGGAUAGAUUUAGUAAGUUUCUGACGGGCAAACCUUUAUUACACUUACUAUUUUAAACUGCUCAAA